AUGUCAGCUGAAGAGUUCCGUCAAAUGGUCCACGAGGUUUUACCUGACGGUACGGUGGAGCUGGACGAGGACAUCUUGUCGAGCCUGCGGAGCCGCCAGCAUGCGGGCGUUACUCCUGGUGCUAUACCGCACCAGUCACACGCCGUUCUGGUGGAUUGCGAGACUGCUUUCCACGAGGAGUAUGUGCUUAGGGAGGAUAGGAGUAUAUCACCGAAAAUGCUGGUGGAGCUGAUGGGAUGGCUGGCUCCCGCCGAGUUCAGUACAGCUGUCGGUGCCUUGACCCAGUCGAGCGGUUGGGGUAAGUCCCGUUUGUUUGCUGAAGUGGGAAAGACAUAUCGGUCUUUUUACAUCAGUAUGAGCCAAAGUUCAAACACCUUCCCCCGGCAGACGGGGAACUUCACGCCGCUCCAAAAAAUACUCCGGGCCCAUGCCGAUGCGGAUGUGAUUGUGAGUCACAUCAUGAAGUGUCUAGCGUCAUACAUCCGCAGUACCCUCGAUGAUGAGCACCUCAGAUCAAUGACCCCGACUGAGUGGUUCGAUUACCAAUUGAUGAACUGGCACCCGACCUACGACAUGGCGGAUGGUACGACGCUACCGCCUCUUGCACUGGUGGAUGCCACCAAUGAUCUGAAACUCCAAAUAAAGCGGUUUAUGCAACAGUUCAAGGUCCCUUAUGUGCUAUUCAUGUGCGAUGAGGCAGCAGCUUUGCUGACUCCUUCCCAGACUGACCCCUUUUGUCCUGUCUUUCGUCUCUUCCGAAGAGCGUUCGCCGUGCCGGGAAUCACUGCCUGCUUUGCAAGUACCAAUUCUCGUGUUCAGAACUUCGCCCCCGCACUGCAUGACGACGACUCCUACAAGCGAUACUUAUCAACGGUGCGUACGGACUCGUCCAUUCCGAUUGCUCCUGUCUUGUCUGUCGGAGUACCGGACUGCGGAGUCCAAGACGCUCCGUAUCCGGUCGCUAUGCACGACGUGCUGUCCGUUGAGUUUCUUUCCCGUUUCGGUCGCCCACUGUGGUUUGCAUUUUCCAGACACUUUGAUGAGAGCUACAAACAGCAAGGUCACAAGGCCCUUACCGCUAUAGCCACCAGCAAGUUGAUUGGAAAAUCGGACCCGGAUCUUGGAGUGCCCGCAGCCGUCAUGGUCGUCGCUUGUGUGAGGAUAACCCCGUCCAUUCAGUUGGCAGAACAGCUCGUAUGCAGUCACAUGGCUACACUGCUCCAUGUGUCGAAAAACCGAGAGCUACUGUACGUGGCGUACGGGUCUGAACCGUACCUAGCCGAGGCAGCCAUCCAGCACAUCACCCUGAACUUGACGGCUGUCCUGCAUCAGUUUCUCAAGUUGGUCGGCAGCCAGGCAAUCGAUAAAGGGCGAAUGGGAGAAGUUAUUGCUCGGUUAUGCUUGGCUCUGCAUGGCUACGAGUC
Molecule: messenger RNA, 1424 nt
Organism: Gregarina niphandrodes
Lineage: Eukaryota; Apicomplexa; Conoidasida; Eugregarinorida; Gregarinidae
Exons: 1
Source: RefSeq, a predicted model, not a curated record